This is a messenger RNA of Carassius auratus (goldfish), 2364 nucleotides long. Its product is annotated as Usher syndrome type-1G protein-like. Lineage: Eukaryota; Metazoa; Chordata; Actinopteri; Cypriniformes; Cyprinidae. The coding region runs from base 434 to 1903 and encodes 489 amino acids. The transcript has 4 exons. Gene Ontology annotation, molecular function: protein binding. The record is from RefSeq and is a predicted model, not a curated record.
GAGUAGCCUAUGCAUGAUGCCUCAACGGAGAGUAAUAGAAUUUUACAGGCUGAAUUAAUAUAUAAAAUAGGUGAUAUUUAUACAAAUGUAUAUACACUUGAAGUCUCCUUUAUAUACAACUGGCUCUUUUUGUUUUCAUUUAAAUAUAACGGGCAUUUGUCCAAAUUGUUGCAUUAUAUCCUUGCAUCAAUAUUUAUCAUUCUUGUGAUAUACUAGAGAGUGAUUUCACCAGGAUGUGUCACCGAGUUCUCAUCUGUCAGGUGUGCGCUGAUCGGAAGUGGGCGUGGUCGUUCCAGGACUCCUCCCAUAGCAACCGCUCGAGCGUGCAAGCAGUUCCUCGAGUGGAGACGCCGGAAGCGCACGUGAAAUCUUGCCGUCGCAACGCACGCCAAAUGAGCGUCCGUGAGCCGGGACAGGGGUUACAGCCGCCGUCAUGAACGACAAAUACCACCGGGCGGCUCGAGACGGUCACCUGCACCUGCUGAAAGAGGCGAUGCGCAGAGAUCUGAACGCGCCGGAUGAGGAUGGCAUGACGCCGACGCUGUGGGCCGCGCACCACGGCAACCUGGACGCGCUCAGACUGCUGGUGGCGCGAGGAGGAGAUCCAGAUAAAUGUGAUAUUUGGGGAAACACUCCUCUUCACCUGGCAGCAGCUAAUGGCCAUCUCAACUGUCUGUCCUUUUUGGUGUCAUUUGGUGCCAAUGUGUGGUGCUUGGACAAUGACUACCACACGCCACUGGACAUGGCGGCCUCUAGGAGCCACAUGGACUGUGUGCGAUAUCUGGACACUAUCGCCGCCAAACAGAUCACCAUCAACCCCAAAGUGGUGAGCAAAUUAAAGGAUCGUGCCUUCCGUAAUGCAGAGAAACGCAUUAAGAACUGCGAAAAGCUCCAGCGUAGGCAUCACGAACGCAUGGAGAAGCAUUUCUUGAGAGAAAGUGCUGCAAUGGACACGUCAGAUACGAUGAGUUACAGCAGUUUCAGCAGCACCCUGAGCCGAAGGAUCCCUCAGUUCAACACCAUCGACUCCAACAUGACAUACUCACAGGCAACUCUUCAGUCCACAACAAGAGGCCGGACCAAGAUUCAGCGGCGACUUGAGAAGAAGAAGCAAGGUGAUGGAACGUUCAAGAUAUCUGAAGAUGGGCGAAAGAGUGUUCGCUCGCUCUCUGGUCUUCAGUUGGGCAAUGACGUCAUGUUCUUGAAGCAGGGAACGUACGUCGACCGACGCCAGCAGUCCAGCCCUCGGCUCAACAUCCGUAACAUGUUUUCUGGUAAACAGGACAUCAGGCCUGAUGAUGAUGAUGAUGAGGUAGACACUGUUUCCCGGGCUCUCAGUGAUCCAGGACUGUAUGAUGCUGCAUACUCCGAAAUAAGUACAGACUCUGGUCGGGACUCUUUGUUCAACCGCCCAGGACUCGGUACCAUGGUAUUCCGUCGGAAUUAUGUAACGGAUGGGUUGUUCCAAAUGGGACGGAAUGAGGGCAGUGUGGUGGGGAGUGAACCAGUGGGACGAGCCCCGAAUGUCCGCUUACGGGGGAGAUUGCCGCUGCGAUCACCCAGUCUUGACGAGGUCAGCUUAGGCAGCUCAUUGAGUCUUCAAGAGAAGAACUUGCAGGAUUUGCCAUGGGAGGAAGGAGACCUGGGUUUGGAGGAGGAGGAUGACGAGCUUCAGUCAUCGUCGGGUCCUUUAGAAGUAUUCCUGGCAUCUCAGGGACUGAGUGACUUCCUUUCAAUUUUCCAUAGAGAGCAGAUGGACCUGGAGGCGUUGCUGUUGUGUUCUGAGCAAGACCUCAUUAGCAUCCAUAUCCCACUCGGACCUCGCAAAAAACUAAUUGAUGCAUGCAGUAGACACAACAAUGCUCUGGACGAUGCUGAUGGCAUGAAGGACACAAUGUUGUAGAGUAUGUGUAUGUCUGUUACUGACUGUUCAAAAACCUAGUGUACUUUCUUACUGCCUGCAUAAGCGGCUGUUUGGGAUGUAACUGCAUCCUUGUGUUUACAUAGGCAGAAACUCAACAAUGCCACACAAAUAGUAAUUCAUGCAGAGUCCAUGGGAUACUUAUCCAUUUCCCCCAUGUAUUGGACAAGUCUUCCAGUAUUUCUGUCACCUGGAUGUAUCUUUUUCUCUGAGCUUGUUACAUUCUAAGAUUGCUUUCUCUGUAAAGCAUACAUGCAAUGCUGCCAGGGAAUUUGGCCAAAACCGUAAUUAUGAAAAAAUAUAAUUGUAUUGUUUACUAAAUGUUCAUCCCCAGUCUUAAAGUAUGUUUACAUUAUCAAAAUAAUAAUUUAGCGACAUUAUACAGGCAUAUGUUCUUGAUAUUUAAAAAAAAUAUAUGAUUUGGCUUUUGUGUUUUUUUUUUU